This is a messenger RNA of Perkinsus marinus ATCC 50983, 402 nucleotides long. RefSeq names its product Proteasome maturation protein, putative. NCBI's taxonomy places the organism in Eukaryota, Perkinsozoa, Perkinsida, Perkinsidae. Gene Ontology annotation, biological process: proteasome assembly. The transcript has 4 exons. Gene Ontology annotation, cellular component: nucleus; cytoplasm. The record is from RefSeq and is a predicted model, not a curated record. Bases 1 to 402 code for a protein of 133 amino acids.
AUGGACAUGUCCAACAACUCCCUUCCACCUCUCUCCAAUGAUUGCUUCCCCAAUCAGUUGAUGCAUGGGGAGCGCCCAGCCCCAGAGAGUGUGGGGAUGAGCCAUCCUGUGGAGGCGAUGCAAAAGAAGAGUCUCGUCAGUGCGGAGGCUCGCACUAUGGAGACAGCCUCGGUGAUGUUCGGCAUGAACAUGCCUAGCAGAAUGCUAAUGGAACGUAACCUCCUCAGUACUUUUCAUCGACUGCCUGGUGCUGGACCGUCGAGCCUUCUGGGUCUAGAGACUGUUAUGGGGAUGGACGACACCAUAGAGGCGGCUGAUUACAUGAAUCUUCCUGAGAGUUCACCAUUCCCGCGCAGCAGGAAACCGGUCCAUGAUCAGAUGGAGCAGAAGUUAGAUAUGUGA